UUUAUGAUUAUCAAAGGCUGAAUGGCCAUCAUUACAAUCAUCAUCAACAACAGCAACAACAGAAUUUUCGAAAUGAUUCCAAUUAUUAUGGUUCCCAACAUCAUCAUCAUCAUCAACAACAAAAUGCACAACAUUCACAUCAUCAUCAACGUCGUUCACAUCAUCAAUUGCAUCCACAUCCACAUCCACAUCAUCAUCAUCAUUUUGCCAAUAACGGUGAUCUCGAUAAUGAAUUCAUUUCCGAUAAUGAUGAUAAUGAUAAUGAUGAUGAUAAUAAAAUGAUCGGCACUGGUGGUGGUGGUGUUGGUGGCAUUAAUCCAAUUGGUGGCAACAUAAACGAUAUCUAUAAUCGUAGCGUUAUUGAACCAACAAAAGGUUGGGAUGUAUUUGUUGUCACACCACCGGAAGAUGAAGAUGAAACACUUAGUUCAAAAUGGAUAGAGAAAAUAUUGAAAUUUUUAAAAUUAAUCACAUUUUUAAUCACAUUUAUAAUCGUAUUGUUUUGUGCCGUUUUCUCCAAAAGUAUCGUAUUGUUUAUGACAUCAAUGAUACGAUCAAAUCGUACUGUACCGGUUUGUGCACAAGGUAUACCCGGUUUAGAACGUGAUAAAAAAUAUGUUGCCGUCUAUCAACCAGAUGAUCCGGAACGUAUUGGCUGGAUUUGGAGCCUAUUUUUAAUACUUAUAUUUCCUGAAUUUAUGACAUUAUUUCGUAGUGUUCGUAUCUGUACAUUUAAAUCAUAUCGAAUACCAUCGAAAUCAAUAUUUUUUACUGUAUUUGCCAUUGAAAGUAUUCAUACAUUAGGAUUGGUAAUACUAAUAUUCAUCAUAUUUCCAUCAUUAGAUGUUGUUAAAGGUGCAAUGCUUACAAAUUGUCUUUGUUUCAUACCAUCUAUAUUGGCCAUAUUUUCUCGUCGUGAAGAUGAAUCAAAAUAUAAAACAUUUUUAGAUAUAAUCUCAAUGAUUAUACAAGCAGCUGCAUUCAUUAUAUGGCCAAUUAUGAUGCAAGAAGAACGUAUACCAGCACCAUAUAAUCCAUUUUUAAUACCAAUAGUUUGUAUUAUGAUCUCAUUAGGUUGGUGGGAAAAUUAUUUGGAUAAAAAUUCAAAUUUUAAUUUCAUCCAACAAAUGGCCAAAAUUAAACAAAAAUUUCAUCGUACACGUUAUUUUAUUUAUAUAUUCAUUUCAAUUUGGAAAGUAUUGCUCAUAUUUUUAUCAAUGUUUGCCUGUCUUUAUUAUAUCGAUGGUUCAACAUCAUUGGCCAUUUUUGGUAAAUUUCGUGAAGCAUUUGGACAACAUAAAAUAUUAAUACAAAGAGAUCGAUCCGAUCUAUUGGAAUUUGCUAAUACCGAUCAAUUUGUUGGUGUUGAAGGUGAAUCAUUUGAAAUUAAUUCCCGUUCAUUAGCAUCAUUAUGGCUGGUUUUCAUGCAAAUUGUUGCCACUUGGCUUUGUUAUGUUGUGGCAAAAUUUACCUGUAAAAUCUGUAUUCAAGGAUUUAGUUUUGCUUUUCCAAUUAGCCUUACAGUGCCGGUCACCAUUUCUGUAUUGAUCACAUUCUGUGGAAUUCAUUUCGAAAAUCGUUGUCCAUUAUCGGAUUUUUGGAUACCAAAAUAUCUAUUCUGGUUUUGUCAAGAAGAACCAUUCAGUGAAUUUCUAAUGAAACCACAUGCAUUUUUAUGGGUUGCAUGGCUACUAUCACAGAUUUGGAUUUCCGUACACAUCUGGAAUCCUAAAUGUGAACGUUUAGCAACGACAGAAAAAAUUUUUGUACUACCAAUGUAUAAUUCUGUAUUGAUUGAUCAAUCAUUAGCAAUGAAUCGUCGUCGUGAUGAUGAAGAGAUUAUUAAAAGUGAAGAUAUUAAUCUAGAUAGUGAUGGUACAACAAUGCAAGAUCCAUCACAACAUUAUGAAACAAUUUCUGAUCAGGAUGAUAAAAAGAAAAAAGAUAAAGAAACUUUUAGUGCCGAUCAAAUUAUACGUAUCUAUGCAGUGGCUACAAUGUGGCAUGAAACAACAGAAGAAAUGUUACAAAUGCUAAAAUCAGUAAUGCGUAUGGAUGAAGAUCAAUGUGCACGACGUAAUGCACAAAAAUAUCUUCGUAUUAUUGAUCCAGAUUAUUAUGAAUUUGAGGUUCAUAUAUUUUUCGAUGAUGCAUUCGAAUUGUGUGAUGAAAAUGAUGAAGAUAUGGUUGUUAAUCGUUUUGUUAAACAAUUCGUACAAGUUAUGGAUACAGCCGCUAGUUAUGUACAUCAAUGUAAUAUUAAAUUAAAAGUGCCAAAAAAAUAUCCAACACCAUAUGGUGGCCGUUUAGAAUGGAUUAUGCCUGGACAGAAUAAAUUAAUUGCCCACCUCAAGGAUAAGGUGAAAAUUCGACAUCGUAAACGUUGGAGUCAAGUUAUGUAUAUGUAUUAUUUGUUGGGUCAUAAAAUUAUGGAAUUACCAAUCGAUGUUAAUCGUAAGGCAAUGAUUGCUGAAAAUACUUAUUUACUUACAUUGGAUGGUGAUAUAAAUUUUCGGCCACAUGCUGUACAAUUAUUAGUGGAUCUUAUGAAAAAGAAUAAAAAUCUUGGCGCUGCCUGUGGUCGUAUACAUCCGGUUGGCACUGGAUUCAUGUAUUGGUAUCAGAAAUUUGAAUACGCUAUUGGUCAUUGGCUACAAAAAGCAACUGAACAUAUGAUUGGCUGUGUACUUUGUUCACCGGGUUGUUUUUCAUUAUUUCGUGCAAAAGCAUUGAUGGAUGAUAAUGUAAUGCGUAAAUAUACGACAAAAUCCGAAGAAGCAUUACAUUAUGUUCAAUAUGAUCAAGGUGAAGAUCGUUGGCUUUGUACAUUACUAUUACAACGUGGUUAUCGUGUUGAAUAUUCUGCUGCAUCUGAUGCCUAUACACAUUGUCCUGAAGGAUUUGGAGAAUUCUAUACACAACGUCGUCGUUGGGCACCAUCAACUAUGGCCAAUAUAAUGGAUCUACUUUGUGAUUAUAAACGAACAGUUAAAGUUAAUGAUAAUAUCUCAUUACCAUACAUCAUAUAUCAGGGUAUGUUAAUGGUCGGUACGAUUCUUGGACCUGGUACAAUAUUCUUGAUGUUAGUCGGUGCUGUUAAUGCCGUAUUUCGUAUAUCUAAUUGGGAUUCAUUCUUCUGGAAUUUCGUACCGAUCUUAUUGUUUAUAAUUGUUUGUUUUUUGGCCAAAAAUGAUGCACAAAUUUUUGUUGCACAAAUACUUAGCGCUGCCUAUUGUCUACUAAUGAUGGCUGUAUUCGUUGGUCAAGCUAUUCAGAUGACUGAAGAUGGUCUUGGUUCACCAUCGGCAAUAUUUUUUCUAUCAUUAACCGGUAGUUUUAUCGUUGCUGGUCUAUUACAUCCACAAGAGAUUAGUUGUCUUGGACCAUUGUUAUUAUAUUUUCUAAGUAUUCCAUGCAUGUAUUUAUUGCUUAUUCUUUAUUCAUUGAUCAAUUUGAAUGUUGUCACCUGGGGUACACGUGAAGUACAGUCAAAACGAAAAGAACUGGAAGAAGAACGAAAAGCACAGGAAGAAAUCAAAAAGAAAAGUUUGCUUGGAUUUUUAAACAUGACCAAUGAAAAUCAAGAAGAAGGUAGCAUUACAUUCAAUUUGGCUAAUCUAUGUAAAUGUAUGCUAUUUACGUAUCCAAAACCGAAUGAAGAAGCCAUACAUUUAAUGAAAAUUCAAGAUCAAUUAGAAGAUAUUAAUAAAAAAGUUAACCAAAUGGGUAAAACAAUUGAACAUCAACAUAAACAUCAUCAUCAUCAUCAUCAUGGUAAAGGAUCACAUCAUCAUCGUGCUCUUGGUACAGUAAAUGAAUGUUUCACUGAUGAAGAAGAUGCUGUGGCUGCCACUUCAUUGUUGGAUGAUAUUGUUAAUGAAAAUCGAAAUCAAUCAACCAUAAAGAAUGAAACCGGUAGCCAUAAAGAAGAUGAUGAUUCAAAAUCAUCAAUGGAUAGUAAUUCACUUAGAUUGGAUGAUGAUGAUCGAAUCGAAUUACGUAAUGAACGUGAUGAAUCAUUGAAUCCAUAUUGGAUUGAAGAUAAAGAUCUUAAAAAUGGAGAAGUAGCCUAUCUACAUCCGGCUGAAAUUCAAUUCUGGAAAGAUUUGAUUGAAAAAUAUCUAUUUCCAAUCGAACAGAAUAAAGAUCAUCAGGCUAGAGUUGCAUCCGAUUUGAAAGAACUUCGAAAUCGAGUGUUUUUCGGUUUUUUCAUGUUGAAUGCAUUGUUCGUAUUGAGCGUUUUUCUGUUACAAUUGAACAAAGAAAUUCUACACGUUGAUUGGCCACUUGGUGUACGUGAAAAUAUAACCAUAAAUCCGGAUACGAAUGAAUUUAUUGUUGAAAAAGAAUAUCUAGAAUUGGAACCUAUCGGUUUGGUUUUUGUCAUUUUUUUCGGUUCAAUUUUGAUCAUUCAAUUUGUUGGAAUGUUGUUUCAUCGAUUUGCAACUUUAUCACAUAUUCUUGCAUCGGUUGAACUUUCAUGGUGUUCACCAAAGAUUGAAGAUAUGAGUGAAGAUGCAUUUAUCGAUAAGAAUGCCGUACAGAUAGCACGUCAUUUACAACGAUUACGUGGUAUUGAUGAAGAUGAUAAAUCAUCGGAAGAAUCACCAUAUGGAAAUCGUGUUGAAAAACGUAAAACAAUUUAUAAUCUUGAAAAACGAAUGAAAAAACCACGUACCAUCGGUACAUUGGAUGUGGCAUUCCGAAAACGAUUUCUUAAUAUAUCGAAUAAUAUUAAUGAAGAUACACCAAUUUUAGGUGGAAUACGAUCAAAAGAACAUUUUCUUGCAUUACAACGUCGUAAAAAUACAUUAAUCGAUGAUGAUCAACCAAUUGUUUCGAAUAAUAGAAAUAACAAUACAGGAAUGCAAACAUUGGGUGCAAAAAAUGAAUUUGUUCGUAAUAUACGACAAAGAUCAACAUUGGAUACGAAACGACCAUCAAAAGGACCGGCACCAAAUCCACCACCACCACCACAAUUACCACCAUCAUCAGCAUUAAUAUCUACAUCAAAUCAAUAUGGUAUACAGAAUCCAUCAUUUAAUAAAAAUGAAUCAGAAAAUGACGAUAUUGAUGAUAUUGAUGGUGAUGGAAUGAAUGUUGGUGGUCAUACAUCAUCAUCCCGUGCAAUGAAUCUUUCCAUUUAUGGUAGUAAUAAUCCAAUAACAACAACAACCAUUACAAAUACUCGAAACAAACCACCAAAUUUAAGGCAAAAAAAUCGUAAUAAUGAUUUAAAUUCUGAACUAUGAACAACAACAACAAAAAAAAAACUAGUGAUAAUCA
Dermatophagoides farinae (American house dust mite) is the source of this 5286-nucleotide messenger RNA. It is a transcript of the gene kkv, whose product is annotated as hyaluronan synthase-like protein kkv. The record is from RefSeq and is a predicted model, not a curated record. Gene Ontology annotation, cellular component: cell periphery; cell septum. Gene Ontology annotation, molecular function: chitin synthase activity. Gene Ontology annotation, biological process: chitin biosynthetic process. NCBI's taxonomy places the organism in Eukaryota, Metazoa, Arthropoda, Arachnida, Sarcoptiformes, Pyroglyphidae.